AUGGCCGAGUCACAGAAUAAGGUUUUUGCCGCCUUUUGGUACUCCAUCAUAGGCCGUCUCCUUUGCACCAACAGUAGAAACGAAGAUCAGAAGGAGGAAAAAAGUGGAGUUCAGAUUUUUGAUCUUCACAGUUUGAUUCCUUAUCAACCAAUGUUUGCGUCAUUGGCGUUCACAACUGAAGCCAUGAGGCUGUUGGAGGAAGAGCAGUUUCUUCAGUUGAAUAAGAAAGAGAAGGACCCGUUGAAGCCGAAGCAACUGAUGUCUGCGUUUUUCAUGUUCAGAAAUGAGCGAAGAGCAGAGAGCAAGAGUGGUUGGGAGAACAGAGAGAAAGAGCUAGAAAAGAAAGACAAGAAGAAGAAAGGUUUCCCUCAAAUCAUAUGGCUUAAAGAUCAGUGGAGGAAGAGCAAGAAAGAAAAGGAUCAGCAACCAAUGUCUCCGUUUUUGGCGUUCACAACUGAAGCCAUGAGGCUGUUGGAGGAAGAGCAGUUUCUUCAGUUGAAUAAGAAAGAGAAGGACCCGUUGAAGCCGAAGCAACUGAUGUCUGCGUUUUUCAUGUUCAGAAAUGAGCGAAGAGCAGAGAGCAAGAGUGGUUGGGAGAUUGCAAAGCAAAACAUGGAAAACAAAGAGGCAAGGAAGAACUUGUUGGAAAAGAGGCCGGGAAUUAAUGACUCUACCCUUAAUGCCCUCAUUUCAGUGAAAUGGAAGGAAUUGAGUGAAGAAGAUAAGCAAACCUGGAAUGAAAAAGCUACAAGAGCCAAGGAGUCAAGAUGGAAUUGGAAGAGUAUAACAAAUCUGCACAAAGAGGCAAGGAAGAACUUGUUGGAAGAGAGGUCGGGAAUUAAUGACUCUACCCUUAAUGCCCUCAUUUCAGUGAAAUGGGAGGAAUUGAGUGAAAAAGAUAAGCAAACCUGGAAUGAAAAAGCUGCAGGAGCCAAGUGUCACGCCCCGAGAAUUUCUGUGACACAAGAAGUAGUGUUUGAGGUGUGCCGCAGGCGCUGGAAGGUUCCAGAAGGUGUGAGAACGGGCUAG
Messenger RNA from Camellia sinensis, 1029 nucleotides. The record is from RefSeq and is a predicted model, not a curated record. NCBI's taxonomy places the organism in Eukaryota, Viridiplantae, Streptophyta, Magnoliopsida, Ericales, Theaceae.